Molecule: messenger RNA, 1947 nt
Organism: Penicillium canariense
Lineage: Eukaryota; Fungi; Ascomycota; Eurotiomycetes; Eurotiales; Aspergillaceae
Exons: 6
Coding region: 1-1947 (648 amino acids)
Biological process (GO): DNA-templated transcription
Molecular function (GO): zinc ion binding; DNA binding
Source: RefSeq, a predicted model, not a curated record
AUGAAUGCCGCAAGAACCGCGAAAGCUUCAGCGCGUAUCGAAGGCCUCAUCAAGUGCAGCAAGAGCGAUGACGUGCUUGGCCGAUGCCAGAAUUGUGCGGACUUCGAUGUCCCGUGCACCUUUGAUCGUCCUGCGAAACGGCGGGGCGUCAAAGCCGGCACCAAGGUGCAUGCACGGGACACGCUAACUUCAAGAUCACCGGCAGGCCAAGUCCAAACGAGUCAGGUUCCACAACCGGAGAGAGCCUCGGGCUCAUCUGCUUCCAGAAGCUCAAUGUAUCCAGACACUCCUUCCCGGCCAUCUUUGACAGCAGAUCACUGGACCUCCUUCAACACGGGUUGGUCGACGACCGAGGGGUACGACGACGACGGUGCCCUCCGCAAUUCUUGGAAAGCCUUUGCAAUAUCUAGUGAUCAGCAGAUCAGGAACCUUGUCCAGGUGUAUUUUGAGAUUGUUUAUCCUAUAUUCCCUCUAUUCCACAGGCCUUCGUUUAUUGAAAGAAUCAAUAACCGAGAGCACCUCAAAAACCAAGGAUUGUUUGCCUCGACGAUGGCGGUCUGCGCAUUGGUAUCAGGACGCGCGCGCGAUGGUGCUCUAUACUCCACCCGAUGGCAUCGAGAAGAGCUUAUCGAGCCUCCCUCAGAAGCCUUCUACGCAGCGGCAAAGGACUCUCUGCCACGAGACCUGGCGCUUGCAAGGGGUUUUAAUUAUAUGCGUGCAUGUGCAAUCCUUGCAAUUGCGAGCAUUCAAAACGGACAGAUCAAGAAUAUGCAGAAGUAUUCCGGCAUGUAUCACACGUUGACGACUAUGGAGGGAUUUCAUGAUGAGAAAUUAUGGCCGAAAGAUAUAGGAACGAUUGAAAUCGAGGAGCGGCGGAGAUUAUUCUGGUCGAUCUACACCUUAGAUGUCUACUCUGCUAGUGUAUGGGGAGGCAUUAUUCGAUACCGCGAAGCCCACUCUCUGGUUCGGUACCCUAGCGAAGUGGAUGAUGAGUUCAUAACACGAAAUGGCUACAGCAUACCUCCCGUAUCAGAAGAGUCAAGUACCUUCAGCCAUAGUAGCCCCGUUGGGUCCCGGCAACCGGUAUCAUGGAUACAUGGCUGGAACUUUACGACCGAUCUAUAUCGCAUUCUCGAGCAUUUGGUAGAUGGCACACGUCGUCGUUGCUCACCUGCCAAUGGAAUCACAGAAGUCUGGUCCCUUUUCAGCCCGGCGUCCAUUUCAGAACCGGCGGUUAUGGAGCGUGUCCUUUCGAUGUAUGCUGCGCUGCCACCACAGUUCCGUGAGACGCCGCCGACAACAGGUGAUAUGAGCAAGGAUUUAUUCGGCUUCCAGUCUGCAAACAUUCAGGCCACUCUGCAGCUUCUUCGAAUGGUGCUUUUAUCCGCCGAAGAAACUGGGGUAGAUCGAAAAUGCGAUGUAGCUGGCGACUUGCUUAGCGUGUUUUCCAAAGUGCCAGUGGAGUAUUUGAAGGCGAUCAGCUCACCUCUGCUUCAUCACCUUGGUGGUAUUGGGUACAUUCUCGGUUCAGUCAUGGAGGGCAGUCUGUCAGACGCCUCGUACCAACGACUUCGCACAUUGCUCCUUAAAAUGGCAGACCUUCUCCACCGUCUGGAAACUGGCCUUCACCGUUCAGCAGGUGCGAGUCAACGCCUCCGCUCACAGGUCGAUCGAAUUGACGGCUACAUGCGCACGUCACGGCUAGUAAAUCUCUCAGUACCGCCGCCCCCUCCAAAUGGCGCUUCCGUUGUAUCGAUAAACAUCAAGCCCGAAACAAUGGUACCGCCAACGGAAUAUCACCAGGGUGAUAAUGCCCCUAUGAGCGCUGCAGCGGGUGUUGGUGAGCAAAUGAUGCAGUUCCAGCUGCCGCCCGAGCUGCUGACGGAUUGGCCGUGGCCGCUUGAUAAUUCCCACUCGGAGGGUUUCUUGCCCCUAGCAUUCGAAUAA